Molecule: messenger RNA, 3084 nt
Organism: Nerophis lumbriciformis (worm pipefish)
Lineage: Eukaryota; Metazoa; Chordata; Actinopteri; Syngnathiformes; Syngnathidae
Source: RefSeq, a predicted model, not a curated record
GGUAAUAUCACGUGACAUAACGUCAUGGGGCAAGGCAACAUCACGUGACGUCACGUGAUCAACGUGCAUCCUGAAAAAAACUAAAAGCUUUUUCUUUUUUUUUUUUCAUUGCACGAACACGCAAGGCAGAAGCAGCGACCUCGAGUGGAAGACAAACAGCGAACAUCAUCACUCGAGUGGAAGACAAACAGCGAACAUCAUCACUCGAGUGGAAGACAAACAGCGAACAUAAUCACUCGAGUGGAAGACAAACAGCGAACAUAAUCACUCGAGUGGAAGACAAACAGCGAACAUAAUCACUCGAGUGGAAGACGCGUUUUGAUGAAAGUACAUUUAAAGCGCCGGAAGAGGAAUACCUGCUGACUUCCGGCACACAGGCGGGGACAUUGUGGCGUGUCAAAUGUUCUGUCCACCUUCUGGUGACCAUGAAGACAAGGCGGGAGGAGGAAGAGUACAUCAACAAUCACAUCUAGUCCGCCUGCUGGUGACCAUGAAGACAAGGCGGGAGGAGGAAGAGUACAUCAACAAUCACAUCUAGUCCACCUGCUGGUGACCAUGAAGACAAGGCGGGAGGAGGAAGAGUACAUCAACAAUCACAUCUAGUCCACCUGCUGGUGACCAUGAAGACAAGGCGGGAGGAGGAAGAGUACAUCAACAAUCACAUCUAGUCCACCUGCUGGUGACCAUGAAGACAAGGCGGGAGGAGGAAGAGUACAUCAACAAUCACAUCUAGUCCACCUUCUGGUGACCAUGAAGACAAGGCGGGAGGAGGAAGAGUACAUCAACAAUCACAUCUAGUCCACCUGCUGGUGACCAUGAAGACAAGGCGGGAGGAGGAAGAGUACAUCAACAAUCACAUCUAGUCCACCUGCUGGUGACCAUGAAGACAAGGCGGGAGGAGGAAGAGUACAUCAACAAUCACAUCUAGUCCACCUGCUGGUGACCAUGAAGACAAGGCGGGAGGAGGAAGAGUACAUCAACAAUCACAUCUAGUCCACCUGCUGGUGACCAUGAAGACAAGGCGGGAGGAGGAAGAGUACAUCAACAAUCACAUCUAGUCCACCUGCUGGUGACCAUGAAGACAAGGCGGGAGGAGGAAGAGUACAUCAACAAUCACAUCUAGUCCACCUGCUGGUGACCAUGAAGACAAGGCGGGAGGAGGAAGAGUACAUCAACAAUCACAUCUAGUCCACCUGCUGGUGACCAUGAAGACAAGGCGGGAGGAGGAAGAGGACGCCUUGUGCUGCUGCGAGUACAUCAACAGACGAGGCGAGCGCAGCCAUGUGGCCGCCUGCUGCUGCGACUGUGAGGACCUGGACGACAUGUGUGACCGCUUUUUGAAAAGGGAGCCUCAGAAUCCAGAAUCUCUGUCCCAGGUGGCCGCCGUCAUUUGCGACCGUCUCCGUCUUCCCUGGCUGUCGGGCGGCGCCCGAAAAGUGGACCUGUCCGUCAUCCCUCCCCUGCUCAUCCUGCCGGCACUGCUGCACUUGGCCGCCGUCAACGUCCUUCUGGGCGCGCUGGUUCUGUGGGUUGUGCCCGUCCUGGUGCUGUGGUACUACUACUUCACCCAGCGCAAGAAGGGACGGACGCUGUUCUUCCUCAGCCUGGCUCUUUUCUCCUUGGCCUACAUGUACUACAUGUUCAUCACUGAGGUGCUGCCCCGCGGGGAUGUGGGCCCCUCCCAGGUUGCCCUGGUAACAGGGGGUGUCACGCUCACCCUGCUUGGCCUGGUCCGCACCAAGAGAGACCCGGGCGUCGUGCUCCCACAGCCUCCUCUCAGUGGCGGGAGGCCGGACGUCAAAGUAGGCGACCGGCUGGGACGCUCGCUGGAGGCGGCGCUUAGCCGGUGUCCGCUAUGUGGGGUGGCGCGGCCCCUGAGGGCGGGACAUUGUCGCAUCUGUGGCGUGUGCGUGCUGCGUCACGACCACCACUGUGUCUGGAUCAAUCACUGCGUGGGCCAGGACAACCACGCCAGCUUCCUGCUGACCCUGCUCAUCUUCCUGUUGACCUCGCUGUACGGCAUCAGCCUGGUGCUGCGGAGCGUGUGUCCCGCUCAGAACCUCCUCCUCGCCCUGCUGUACUGCCCUGGCGUCUACCAGCAAUACAGCGCCGCCUUGUGCUUCACGUGCGCCUGGUACUGCAGCGUGGUGACCGGCGGCCUGCUGCACCUGCUCCUGAUGCAGCUGCUCAACAUCAGCUACAACGUGACCCAGCGUGAGGCGAGGGCCGCCCUCAGGAACGGGUCCGGCCGCAGGGCCUUGUGGGGCCUCGUCGUGGACACCGGCGUCUACUCGCGUGGUUUCCCAGGCAACUGGGUGGAAUUCGUCAGCAUGGCGAGCCCAAGGACUCCCCGCUCCUCCGGCCGGACCGACGUGGUUUCCAUCCAGGAAGUCUGCACGCCAUCCAGUGACGCCUGAAUGACAUUUGGCACAAAAUGACGCCGCCUCGCACCUGCUGCACGUCUGCACACCAUCCCAUUCAGUAUAUGAGCAUUAUAUUCAACAUAAUAAUGCUUGCAAGCUGAAAAAUGCGGCAGCCAUUUUGAUUUUAAAAACCAAUAGAUUUGUUCAACCUUUCAAGCUACCCUCAAGUUUGGUCCCUGCAACCCAAAGGUUCAAAAUAAGUCAUAUAUUAUCAUUUUGUAUUCAACAAUUACAUCUCUAGAUUACCAUAGUUAUUUUUUUAGGGUUAGGUGUUUUACUUGACAUGUAUCAUUGAUAACAUGACAUGGAUCAAAUCUUCAACGUUGUAUAGAUGAUCAUUUCUCUAUUAUUGAAAGUGUAUUAUUAAAUGAUGUGUGGUGACUUUUACAUCAGGCGAGGUACAGAUACCUUUUGUUAUUGGAAAGAGAAAGAGAGAGGUGAGGUGGUUAGAGAGUAAAAGACAUGAAAUAUACUCAAAUCACGUAUUAGUGUGGAAGAAGAGCCGCACAGUAGAGCGUGCUUCUCAUGCGUAGGAUCCAUCCCUGCGCACCCCACCUCCUUCAAAAAGAUUCUUGCAAAACAUCAGAUCUCAACACUAAGUGGAAAAAGGUAAGUUGGAACCCACUCGGUAGGACUACUUGGAAUGGGUUAGGGUUAGGGU